AUGAGCGCGUCGGAUAAGGUCGUUGCGAACUCGAAUUUCACCCGCGGGGUGGUGAGCGAGGUCUUUGGGUCGGAGAAGCUGGGUGAUGUGCGGAUUGUCUAUCCCUGCGUCGAUAUCAAGACUGGUGCGCCUGUUGGGACUGAUGAGGGUUCGUUAUGGGGUGGGAAGAAGAUCUUGUUGAGUGUGAAUCGGUUCGAGAGGAAGAAGGAUUUGGCGUUGGCGAUUCGUGCGUAUCAUGGUCUGGGGGAGGCGAAACGGAGGGGGACGCGGUUGGUGAUUGCUGGCGGUUACGACAAUCGGGUCCAGGAGAAUGUCCAGUACCAUCGGGAACUAGACCAACUCGCCUCGAGUUUGGGAUUACAGACCGCGACCUCUAAAACGGUCAUCUCUGCCCUGUCCAUCCCUGACUCGAUCGACGUCCUUUUCUUGCUCUCCGUACCAACCGCCUUCCGGGAUACGCUCCUCUCGCAGGCAAAGUUGCUUCUCUACACCCCCAUUAACGAACACUUUGGUAUUGUCCCCGUCGAAGCCAUGCGCGCCGGGAUCCCUGUCCUCGCAUCGAACACAGGUGGGCCGUUGGAAACUAUCGUGGAAGGUGAAACGGGCUGGCUUCGGGACGCAACGGUCGUCGCAGAGUGGACUGCGGUCAUGGACCGGGUUCUCUACGAGAUGGACCGGAAGGACUUCGACCGCAUGUCCGCCGUGAGCAAAGCGAGAGUAGAGAAGGAGUUCUCGCUGACUGCAAUGGGUGACAGGCUCGAGGAGGAGAUUGCGGACAUGCUCAGCAAGCAAAGGCGACCAUUCAGCGGGUUUCACCAACUAAUCUUCGUCUUUGCCCUGUUGGGGAUUGUGUCUUCUAUUCUUGCUGUGUGGGCCGUGAAGGUGAUCUAG
Molecule: messenger RNA, 891 nt
Organism: Aspergillus thermomutatus
Lineage: Eukaryota; Fungi; Ascomycota; Eurotiomycetes; Eurotiales; Aspergillaceae
Product: GDP-Man:Man(1)GlcNAc(2)-PP-dolichol alpha-1,3-mannosyltransferase
Exons: 2
Coding region: 1-891 (296 amino acids)
Molecular function (GO): alpha-1,3-mannosyltransferase activity; GDP-Man:Man(1)GlcNAc(2)-PP-Dol alpha-1,3-mannosyltransferase activity
Source: RefSeq, a predicted model, not a curated record